AUGUACCUGACAGAUCUUGUCCAUCAUGUAGCUACGAAUUCCGAGGUUCUUCCCGUGCAUGCUCCUCAAAACGAUUUCGGAUGUGAGCAAAAGACCAAACAGUAUCCUCGGCCCAACUUCUGCUGGGAAGCAUACAAGAUGCACCUUGCGAUGAUUGGCCCCAGCUCCACCUGCAAGAAGCAGUUCCUGGACUUCAUGCCCCGGAUAGCGCACAUCUUCAAAGGCACCUCCACCAAGCUGGCUCCUGGUCGAGAGGCAAUUCCAUACCACUUCCUUGACAGUGACUUGAACAGGGUAGUACUGUGGGACCUGCCAGAGAUCAUGUUCAAGCAGAAGGCGGAGGAUUAUGUCCGUGAGCUCGGUCUUCUCUACAUCGACUGCGUCUUCAUGUUGUUCUCUGAGAAGUACGUCCUCACAGACAUUUACUGCAAGUGCGGCUCCAAGAUGGCUUUGCACGGAAUUCCCUUCUUCGUCUUGUGCACACAAAGCGAAGAGGGCAUGGAUGAAAAAGCGGUUCGAAGGCUUCAAAGCUCUUUUCAAGCCCAGAGCGUCCAGGUCCGAAUGUUCAACCCUGCCAAGCCGCAUGAAACUUUGGAGCCCCUGAUCAACGAUUUCUUCAAGGAGGUGACCUGGAACAGAAGCAAAGGCGCCAACAGUGACAGAGUAAAGAACGCAAGUGAAACAGUACUUGGCCAAACGGUCAGAAUCAAGAACUUGGAGAAGAAAGCAGAACUGAAUGGCAGGUGUGGCGUUUGUAUCGGCUAUGAGAAGGAGCAAGAUCGAUAUAUUGUGCGCCUGAUCAUGGCCGGCGUGGAGACGGAUGUGGCGUUGAGGGAUCAAAACUUCAGCGUGUUGAAGCCAAAGCUGCGUGGUUCCCUCGUGCAGCUGAAAGGGCUGCAAUCGAAGCCUGAGUUGAACGGCCGCUAUGGCUUUGUAGAUGAAUUCCUUCGGGAGAACGAACGGUACCGCGUUUUCUUGCCUGUUGCCUGGCAUGUCUUAGCAUCAAGCUUUCAAGCACAAGACGCGGUGGGGAGAUGGAGCCGAGAAGUGCAGCUGCCAUCAAAUGCUUGGCCAGAAGUAUCUCAUCUGAGGAUUCACCAGGGGUUGCCCUGA
Symbiodinium natans is the source of this 1113-nucleotide messenger RNA. NCBI's taxonomy places the organism in Eukaryota, Dinophyceae, Suessiales, Symbiodiniaceae. The record is from the annotation of a GenBank genome assembly.